GGCCCAGGAGGUUUGGGCGCGCGCAGCCAGCGCCCGCCACGCCGGGGACCCAGGGACGCGGGCAGGGACGGCCGGCGGCGGGGCCCCGCGCCGGUUCACCAUGGUCGAGAGACGCUUCUCUCGGUUCCUGGAGAAACUCGCCUUCCGGGGCGCGCGCCCCCUGUACCAGCCUCUGCAGAGGAGCGAGUCGGAAACCUUGAUUGACGGACACUGUGAGUUGAAAGCCAUCGAGAGAGAGAAAGCAGUGGUAGCUCUGUCACCCAAGGAGGCGAGCAAAUGCCACAGAGAGGAUUUGGCCAAAGCGUUUUAUGUGGACUUACAGAAGGGGCUCUCCGAGUUCUCCGUGUCGCAGCGCAGGCUGGUCCAUGGCUGGAAUGAGUUUGUCACUGAUCGCGCUGAGCCCGUGUGGAAGAAAUAUCUUGAUCAGUUUAAGAACCCCCUGACCCUGCUGCUCCUGGUCUCCGCCUUGGUGAGCGUCCUCACGAAGGAGUAUGAAGACGCCGUCAGCAUCGCCGUGGCUGUGCUGAUCGUGGUCACCGUCGCCUUCAUCCAGGAAUACAGAUCUGAGAAAUCACUGGAAGAGCUGACCAAGCUGGUUCCUCCCGAAUGUAACUGCAUAAGAGAGGGAAAACUCCAGCAUCUGCUGGCGCGGGACCUGGUCCCGGGAGACGUCGUAUCCCUCUCGACCGGAGACCGGAUCCCGGCAGACAUCCGUCUCACGGAGGUCACGGACCUACUGGUGGAUGAGUCCAGCUUCACCGGGGAGGCGGAGCCGUGCAGUAAGACAGACAGCCUCCUGACGGGCGGAGGGGACCUCACCGCUCUGAGCAACAUCGUCUUCAUGGGGACCCUGGUGCAGUAUGGGAAGGGACAGGGAGUCGUGAUCGGAACAGGGGAAAGAUCCCAGUUCGGUGAAGUGUUUAAGAUGAUGCAGGCUGAAGAGACGCCCAAAACCCCACUACAGAAAAGCAUGGACAAGCUGGGGAAGCAGCUGACACUUUUCUCAUUUGGCAUAAUUGGCUUAAUCAUGUUCACGGGCUGGCUGCAAGGGAAGCAGCUUCUCAGCAUGUUCACGAUCGGGGUCAGCCUGGCUGUGGCUGCCAUUCCGGAGGGUCUGCCCAUCGUCGUCACGGUGACCCUGGUCCUGGGAGUGCUCCGGAUGGCCAAGAAGCGGGUCAUCGUGAAGAAGUUACCGAUCGUGGAGACGUUAGGUUGCUGCAAUGUCAUCUGCUCUGAUAAGACAGGCACCCUGACGGCCAAUGAAAUGACUGUCACCCAGCUGGUAACGUCCGAUGGGCUCCAUGCCGAGGUCAGCGGAGUUGGAUAUAACGGCAAAGGCGCCGUCUGUCUGUUACCCUCAAAGGAGGUCAUUAAGGAGUUUAACAACGUCUCAGUGGGGAAGUUAGUAGAGGCGGGCUGUGCGGCCAACAACGCCGUCAUCAGGAAAAACGCCGUGAUAGGACAGCCCACGGAAGGCGCCCUGCUCGCCCUGGCAAUGAAGAUGGACUUAGGGGAUAUUAAAGAUUCAUACGUGAGGAAAAAAGAGAUUCCGUUCAGCUCGGAGCAGAAGUGGAUGGCAGUAAAGUGCAGCCCCAAGAAUGAGGACCAGGAAGACAUUUACUUCAUGAAGGGGGCCUUCGAGGAAGUGAUUAAUUACUGUACCAUGUACAACCACGGAGGCAUCUCCCUGCCACUGACGCCCCAGCAGAGAGCCUUCUGCCAGCAGGAGGAGAAGAAGAUGGGGUCGCUUGGCCUGCGGGUGCUGGCCCUGGCUUCCGGACCCGAGCUGGGGAGGCUGACUUUCCUGGGUCUCGUCGGAAUCAUCGACCCUCCGCGGGCCGGCGUGAAGGAGGCCAUGCAGGUCCUCUGUCAGUCGGGCGUGUCCGUGAAGAUGAUAACGGGAGAUGCUGUGGAGACGGCGUCAGCCAUAGGAAGGAAUAUCGGCUUGUGCAACGGGACGCUGAAAGCCAUGUCCGGGGAAGAGGUGGACAGUAUGGAGCCGAAGGAGCUGGCUGACCAUGUCGGGAAGGUAUCGGUCUUCUUCAGAACCAGCCCAAAGCACAAGCUCAAAAUCAUCAAGGCUUUGCAGGAAUCGGGGGCCAUCGUGGCCAUGACCGGGGACGGCGUGAAUGACGCAGUCGCCCUGAAGUCUGCGGACAUCGGGAUCGCCAUGGGGCAGGCGGGGACAGACGUGAGCAAAGAGGCUGCCGCCAUGAUCCUGGUGGAUGACGACUUCUCGGCCAUCAUGAAUGCGGUGGAGGAAGGCAAGGGGAUUUUUCAUAACAUCAAAAACUUUGUCCGGUUUCAGCUGAGCACGAGUAUCUCGGCCCUGAGCCUCAUCACUCUGUCCACCGUGUGCAAGCUGCCCAGCCCCCUCAACGCCAUGCAGAUCCUGUGGAUCAACAUCAUCAUGGACGGGCCGCCAGCGCAGAGCUUGGGGGUGGAGCCGGUUGACGACGACGCGCUCCGCCAGCCACCGCGGAACAUCAAGGACACCAUCCUCAGCAGAGCCCUGGUCCUGAAAACCCUGCUGUCGGCCGCUGUCAUCAUCAGCGGGACCCUCUUCAUCUUCUGGAAAGAGAUCCCCGCCGACAAGGCGAGCACCCCGCGCACCACGACCAUGACCUUCACCUGCUUCGUGUUCUUCGACCUCUUCAACGCCUUGACCUGCCGCUCCCAGACCAAGCUGAUAUUUGAGAUCGGCUUCCUGCGGAACCCCAUGUUCCUGUACUCGGUGCUGGGCUCCCUUCUGGGGCAGCUGGCCGUGAUUUACAUCCCGCCCCUGCAGAAGGUCUUCCAGACGGAGAACCUGGGUGCCCUCGAUUUGUUGCUUUUAACCGGACUGGCUUCCUCCGUGUUCGUUUUCUCAGAGCUCCUCAAGCUUUGCGAAAAGUUCUGCUCCAGAGCCGGCAACGCCCAGACUCGCCGGGAAGAUGUAUAGCGGCCCUGCCUGCGCAAAAUCCCCGAAGAAUCUCUAUUUUUAUGUGAAGCUGGGCCUCCCCCAGCCCCCCUUCCGAGGGAUGCUCUUAGGACACCGCUAGGGCCGGUUAGGUCCCUCACUUCAUCCGCCUCUUGGGAAGCCAGCAGGGGGCCGAGGGGGGGGCCACACAGAAACACUCGCUAUUUAUUAAAUCACAGUGAUUUUUA
Molecule: messenger RNA, 3147 nt
Organism: Hyaena hyaena (striped hyena)
Lineage: Eukaryota; Metazoa; Chordata; Mammalia; Carnivora; Hyaenidae
Gene: ATP2C2
Product: ATPase secretory pathway Ca2+ transporting 2
Exons: 27
Coding region: 101-2941 (946 amino acids)
Biological process (GO): manganese ion transport; calcium ion transmembrane transport; intracellular calcium ion homeostasis
Cellular component (GO): endoplasmic reticulum; Golgi membrane; plasma membrane
Molecular function (GO): P-type calcium transporter activity; ATP hydrolysis activity; ATP binding
Source: RefSeq, a predicted model, not a curated record